Cloeon dipterum is the source of this 2729-nucleotide messenger RNA. Its product is annotated as receptor-type tyrosine-protein phosphatase epsilon-like. Gene Ontology annotation, molecular function: protein tyrosine phosphatase activity. Lineage: Eukaryota; Metazoa; Arthropoda; Insecta; Ephemeroptera; Baetidae. The transcript is spliced from 14 exons. Bases 19 to 2208 code for a protein of 729 amino acids. The record is from RefSeq and is a predicted model, not a curated record. Gene Ontology annotation, biological process: protein dephosphorylation.
UUAUCUUACGGAUUCUUUAUGGAAACCGCAGGUUUAAGAGUGGAGAGCGUCAACAGCAAGAUUUUUUCAAUCGGCUUGGCCAGAAACGUCGCUCCAAAAGACGAGCUAUGCAAACCCGUAUCGUUGACAGUGCUUUACAAUAACACCGAAACAAUUAUAGACCAGCGCCUAGAUAAGUUAGACUUCAACAUCUCUGUUUACGAUUGCAAUUGUGGCGAACACAAAAUAACUCUCACCAUAACUGACUCACUGCCUGACACGUAUCUUUUCACUUGCAUGAACUGUCAAGUACCACCAGAAAGAGAAGACCACACUCUGCUCAUCUCAUUGUCAGUUGCAUUCAUUUUUUUAAUUCUGGCCGUGCUUCCUGCCCUUGGAGUUUGGUUUUGUAGUAAAAAAUGGAAGAAAACUAUGCUUACCAGUCCACCGUCUGUGAAAUAUUUAAAAAGCUCGGAGAGAGCCACGAUCCAGAAAUCCCCACUGAUUGAAAAUCAAGAUGCCGACGAAAGGCUGAGUCAUUGCAAUACAACGGAAGUUGAGCAAUACUUGCAAUCUGCCCUUGUUGGAAACUUCCUGAAGGAGCAGUUCGAGAAAUUUCCGCGUGGCCAAACUCAAUCAUGGAAUUAUGGCACCAAACCGGAAAAUAAGAGCAAGAAUCGCUACAAAAAUUUGGCCGCCUACGACUCAUCACGAGUGAAACUGCAACUUCUGCCUGGAGACGCGAACUCGGACUACAUCAACGCCAACUAUGUCGAUGGAUACAAACAGCCAAAGGCUUACAUCGCCAGCCAAGGGCCAAAAGCAGACACCCUAAACGACUUCUGGCGAAUGGUUUGGCAGGAGAAAAUUUCGUUAAUUGUCAUGGUGACGAACAUCCUGGAAGGUGGAAAGAAAAAAUGUGAGGUUUACUGGUCUGACGUCAAACAGGAAGUGAGAUACGGCUUCGUGACUGUUCGCACAAUAAAGGAGGAACUUGGUUCCGAUUUCUUGAUAAGAACCAUGUCUGUUACGCGCGAUCAAAUCGAACGAAUCGUCCGGCAGUUGCACUACACAGGAUGGCCUGACCAUGGAGUGCCGAACGGUACGCAGUCGAUGGUGAAUUUCAUCGAUGAAAUAAAUCAAUACAACAAUAAGCAACCGAUUUUGGUCCACUGCAGUGCUGGAGUGGGGAGGACUGGCACGGUAAUUUUGAUUGAUGCUUGUUUGAGGAUGAAUCAAUCACACGGAAAAAUUGAUGCCUUCGCUAUUUUAACUCGAAUGCGCGUACAACGAGCUAAUUUAGUCGACAAUUUGGCACAACUCGAAUUUGCAUUCUUGGUUCUAUUGGAGAAAAUUGCAAAUCCAAAGUUUGAAAUCAGCUGCGUGAAAUUUUCUGAGGAAUAUAUCAAUUUGAUGAGAGACCAUAAAAGAAGGCUCAGGGAGGAAUUUGCUAAAAUCUCGGUAAUCUGCGAGAGAGAUUUUCAGAGGGCGGAAACACCGGUUAAAAAUGAAACGAACAAGUGCAGACACCCCAAAUUUAUUUCCUCAUCAAACCACAUCGUGCGUCUCUUCCCAUACGAAAAUGUGGUGACAAUGAGUUUCGUCAACGGCGUCACCGUCGACGGAUACAAAAAACCGAAACAAUUUAUCGCCACCCAAGUUCCAAUGAAAAAUACGGUGGAGGACUUUUGGAGGAUGGUCGACCAGUUUAACGUCAAAGAAGUCGUCGUCCUCAACGAGCCACACGUCUCAGAACCUCAAUUUCUUCCAACAAACCAACGCUCACUCAUCUUUGGCGGAAUUGAAGUUAUUUUGGAGAAUUUCGAAGAAUAUCAAUCUGUGAAAACGUUAAACAUCACACUCAUUAAUAAAGCAAAGUACAAAAAUGUCAGCGUGAAAUGUGCCUCAUUCGGCUGGAUUCCAGGGGAAGUGGCUCCGCCAAGCUUGAAAUCACUCUUCGAUCUCUGGGGAACUUUGAAAAUCUCAAAUGAAAAAGAUGUCAUCAGCGUUGUCUGCCAUGAUGGAGUGACGGCCUGCGGCCUUUUCCUCGGCGUUGGCUUCGUAAUCGAAAAAAUAAAACUGGAGCAUGUGGUUGAUCCUGGGCUGGCAGUGCGAACGAUGAGGAAAUCGAGGCCAGCGUUUAUAUCAUCCCAAGUGCAGUACGAACUGUUGCUUGAAGCUGCCAAACACUAUCUAUAUUCAUUUGAUACCUAUGGAAACUUUAAAUAAUAAUUUAUCUACACCAUUUAUUAUUUUUUUGCUCUUUAUAUCCCUGUCCGAGGACCGGAGGACCGGGAAGGGCGCUUACUGCACUAGCACGAAUGCUGAAUUCCGAGUGCCAAUAACAACGCGAACGGAUAAAAUGGGCGCACCAGGCCGCACAGGGACCCAGCCCACUCAAGGGCCACUUGCCUCCGCACCGAGGACUGCAUUGAAACGCUAGACAUCCCGUGAAGCCAAAUGACGCAUGCUGGAAAGGUGCAAAGCAGCCCGUUGAGCAAUUUGAGCAUUUCGAGUCACUAAACUAACCACUUUUUGCCAUCUCUGACAUUGGGUAGCCAGUAUUAGAUCUCCGAACUGCUCAAAUACCUCUCAUUGCUUUGACAUUCCUGAGAGUGCCUUAACAAUGCGAGCCAACGGGCUGGUUAAUUUAUGCUUAAAGCAUUAAUUAUCUUAUUUUAACACUUUAUUCAUUAUCGUGUGUGCACUUUUAUGUACUUUACUUGAAUUAUGCUUAUAUUAAAACAUGU